GCCGUGUACACGCGCGAGAAGGAGCUAGGCUGGGAUGAGUUUCGAAUCCCUGGCACUGGUGGCCUCGCACUUGCAACAGUUUUCGCCGGCCUUUGCGGCUCCUCUGCGCGAGCAGUGAUCGAGUCGCCCAUCGAGUAUGCCAAGGUCAAGCGGCAAACUGGCCAGACUUGGCAUUUCAACGAGGUCUACCAGGGCUUCUUUAUGCAGCUGCCCCGAACU
Molecule: messenger RNA, 219 nt
Organism: Symbiodinium sp. CCMP2456
Lineage: Eukaryota; Dinophyceae; Suessiales; Symbiodiniaceae
Source: the annotation of a GenBank genome assembly